AUGUCUCGCAACGAGGUUCAGGAGCCACGCAAUCGCUCUAACAGCCUCUCUGCCGCCUGGUCGUUCCUCUUCCGUGGACAGGGCCCGAAACAGCAGCACCACCACAGUCAACACAGCUCCCAAAACAGCUCACCCAAACAUCAAACAAUUCGGGAGGAGGAUGACGACGAUGAGGACAUGGCCUGGGGGAAGGGCGUCACCCGCAAAGUCCUGCCUCAGCAACGGCGAUCCACCUCCAGCGUCCACUCGAGCCCAACUGUCAGCUCACGGACAUCGCCGACUCUGAACGCCAAACGAAUGUCGGACAACCCUCGGCACCCUUCGGCACUAGAGCGGAUAGCCAUUCACAACGGCAACAUCAAUAGUGUCCUGGCCUCGACUCGCGAUCACAACAUGUCACUACCACCUCUGAGCAAGGCUAACGACAGGAGGGACAAGAUCUAUUACGAUAGUGCCUCGCCUGUCUCUGAGGAGGAUAGACAACAUAGCAGUGCCUCCCAUUCUCGCCUCCCUCCAAACGGCCAGCGCAACUUUGUAGACCAAGAAGGAAAACCGGCGAUGAGCUCGACGCGUUCGGGUGACCUUUCCGGGUUCCUCGCCAAGGCUAAGGAUGCUUGUGGGAGUGAAUCUGCUGACUCUGUAGCCAAUUCGACCGCAGAUGCACAUCGAUCGUCUUCCCCUGCAUCAACUUCCUCGGUCCCCUCUUCUUCCUAUCUCGACACUAUACCCGGCUCGGCUGCUCGGCCAACCUCAAAGUCACUGGAGACUGGCGGGCUCCCUUCCAAUUCAGCAUCUUCUUCAGCACAGUCAGCUCCUCCUGUUGGCCUUGGUCUCAAUGGGAUGUCUGAGCGGAAAUCGUCAGAAUACAUGCAGCAGUGGGCCACUCCUCCGCUCUCUGGACCGUCCUAUUUCGACAUCACCCCUUCACACAAUACCUCGCCGCCAUCGUCCAAAAAGUCAGCCGGCUAUGUCACAAAGACUCCUGGUCGCCGCGCUAAACGAACGCCAGCACAUAGCAUCUCCAGCACCAUCACCAAUGGCGGCACGUCAUCGCGGAGAGUCUCCUGUACCCUUCCUGACAGCUCCAGUCAGAACUCAUCAUCGUUUCUGGACGAAAGAGAGGUGGAGAUCGACGAAAACUCGUUUUACAUGCAUCUUCAAAAGAUGCAGGAACGUCACGCCGUUCAACAGGAACCUGGCUGGCUCAGGACCCAACAUGCACUCCUCCAGGCCAAGCAUCGGAUACCAAGUUCUGGACAGCAGCACCUGGACAUCAAGGGCCGCAAAUCCGGCUUUGUACCAGGGUCGCAGCCAUUCCUCUCCAGAAUCCAUUCCAACAGCAGUAGCCCCAGCAGCAGCGACUAUGGGUCGUCACCCUCGUUCCAUCCUGGUCUGCAGCAACAGCAGCGACAAGCCUAUUCUGGGGGAUCGUCGUCUCAACGUCAACAGCCUAUCCAUGCUCUCAACUGCUUUCAGCCAGGAAAUGUGAUUUGUGUGCCAAGGGAGCGAACGCUUGGAGGGCUGAUCUUUCACAAGACCUUUGUGGAAACGCACGUUUUGACUCCUUCGCCGUACUAUCGUGGACAGUAUCUUACGCUGGACAACAGAGUUGUGGAGAUAGACAAGGAGUAUGUUAAAGAAAUUUCAGGCUUUGCUCAGCCUCGCUCAGUCAAAAUCCUCUCGGAGGAAACGGUCUACAACGGAUCCUCGCAAAAACCCACUCGGGUCUUGAUGAUCGACCGGCCACUGGAGGGCGAUGGCGUCGCAUUGAAUCGCUCUCUGGAUGGGCCAGUCAUGCCGCUCGUGCGCAACUUUUCAAGUGAUAUGGCAUUUCUUGAAUCAUUCCCGGAGCUCAGUCGUGCCCUACGAGACUUCAACAACCUAUGCCAGGAGUUCGAGAAGACCUAUGUCUACAUCCGCGGGUUUGCAACUUACACGUUGGACAAGCUUCGUCUUAUCUACGAGAAGGCGUAUCGGGAUUGCCUCGGCGACUCUGUCAAGCUGCAAAAAAUGCUCAUGUAUGGAGUCCAAGCAGAGCAGGAUACCUUUGCAGAGCUCAUCGAAAAUGUGGUUUUGGGAAAGCUAUACCAAAAGCUGUUUAUACAUUCCCUUGUCCCUUGCUAUGCCCAGCGCGAUGUUGACGUCGAUGAGACGAUCGAGAUAUACCACCGCUAUUUGUUCAGUUUGGGAGGACAUCGAGGUAUUGACAGCGGAUCGUGCUUGGCGUCGACGGAAGGCCCCUUGCUCACGGAAACACUCAAGAAGCUGGGACUGUCAGAGAAAAUGAGAUCCAUGCGUGUUGAUAAUGCAUUGGAUGGAGCAGCUGGUCUGCUCCGAGCAUGGGAUCAACAGUCUAUGGAGGACACAAUCGGGCUGAUGACCGCUCAAAGGAUCACAACACCAUCUGCCAUGCAGGAGACUGAGCAGGAGAGAAAGAGACGAGAACUGAGAGAUUCGCUCCGCGUCUUCGUCCAAGACAGCAGGCCGAAAUCUGAGAGUCGUGCUUCGAGUCGCGGGUUUUCGCCGGCACCAUCCGAGGACACGGAGGACGACGAAGAGCAGGAUUCCGAUUACGUCUGGAACACACCGCUGGAGAAGGUUAUUUGUAUCAAGCAGGUCUUGGAUACUAUCGCCAUUGUUGCAGAGGACCAUCUCAUGAAUGGACAAGGCGCUGGUUUCUUGCAGCGGAAGCGCUCAGAGGUAUCUGUUACCACGGACGACUUCAUCCCUCUCCUGGCGAUUGCUAUUAUCCAAGCCCGUAUGAUGCGCCUUGGCAGCAACAUGUUCUACAUGCAGAGGUUUCGUAUCAAUUCGCCCAAGUCAGAUCACAGUUUCGCUUUGGUGACCUUUGAGGCGUCAGUGGAGUUUUUGAAAACUGACCCAUUGGGACUAUUGGGCGCAGAGCAGUACCAGGUUCCAAAUACUGGCGUCAGUGUGGGUCAAGGUGAAUCCGUUUCAGGGUCCAAUGCUCCUUCUGAAGACGAAUCCAAGAGCCCCUCAGAAGAGACCCAUAUUAUGCCUUGGGGGACACCGUCGCACACGGGAUGGGGUUUCUCUCCGCCCAAGAGUGGGCCUGAUGUGCCCACCUUCGAAUUGCUCACACCGGGAGAAGAUGUAGUUCCACCCUUAGGAACCCCCACCAAGGAAUUGUCUCCUUCACGCCCUCCCUUGGCCAACCGCACGAACGACUUUGCUCAGCAAUACCAACAGCGUCACACUCGGUCCACGUCGAUGAACAUCGAUGACCGUUUCCGGAGGAUUGCCCAUGUGGACGAUGCCGGCAGCGGAUCAAGCAACAACAGCAGUUGGUCUAGAAGCCCUAUGAUGGGUCCGAGGUUCACCUCCGGAACGAACUCGCCCCUCGGCGCGACAUCUCCUGCACACGGUCCAGGAUAUACGUCUUUGGAUGCUGUCUCAGGUGGUAUGGGCCGUCGCCAGUCUCACCAGCCCCCAUCGACAUCCCAGAGACACUCCAUUUCGAACGGCCAGGUUCACAUGUUCAAUCACGGACAACACCACCAUCAUCACCACAGGAUAUCAGUCGAACAAGGACGCGAGACCAUGCAUCGCCCCACCAUUCUUCCGCUCCAGUCUCCCAACAUGACUCCUCAACUUGUCGUCAAGCCUCAGAUCAUGCUCCCUCCACCGAAGACCCCUCCAAUGAGCGGACAAAACACGACGGGAAGAGCCAGACCCAUGUCGAUGAUUUCCGUGGGAGCGUUGUCGUCCUCGCCUUAUUCUGGAUCCUUUGGAAGCUCUGGCACGCUCAACGCACGGGAGAGAGCCUACACCUCAAACCAAUCCAGUCCAGCAACGAGUCCUCGGUUGGGACCUGGCAUGGGCAGCCGGCAAGGCUCGCGAUCAAAUAGUCUGAUGUCUGGAUCGUUCCCUAUGUUACGGGCUAAUUCUAUGACGACCGUUUUAAAGGCACAGGAACUGCAAGGAAGCGAGCGGACCGACCAGCUCCCACCCGUGUCGCCUGGCACACUCUGGUUGCCCAAAAACCCGAGUCAAGGAGCCCACUUACCUGCAUUCUCGUUUUCUCCAUCGCAGUUCACGGAGUCUCCAAGCCUGAUGCCCACAUCUACCACAACUGUCCUUGCACCCAAAACGCCAGAACAGCCUUCAAACCCAAGCCGCACUGGAUUUGGAUCGAAUCAGUUGGGCCACAUUCGCACAUCACCAGCCUCGACAACAUCGUCCAUCUCGACCCCGACGACACCCUCGACUUUCUCGCCUUCGAGCUCAAAUGCACUCCUGGAUUCGCUCAACACCAGUGCACAAUUGGCCACUCCGCCUACUAUCGGACCUGGUCUGGCACGGAGCAAGACCGGACACUCUGCUGAGCCGUCAGUCGCUUCCUCAUCCUCGUCUAUUACAUCGAGCGAGACUGGUAGUGUUCGUUCCAAAUCUAGCCUCGGCCGACAAAAAUCUCUUCGCUUGACCAUUCCAAAGCUGGCUCUCUCCCCAUCGGCACCUUCUACAGUUUUCUGCAAGACGACUGUCGCUUCUGCAGCUACUCACGAAACUUCGAUUGUGGACGAUAUGGAGCCCUCCUCGAGACAGACUGUCAAAGGCACCGGGAAUCUAAGUGCAAAGAGCGCCCCCGAGGUACCUACACUGGCUAGCUUGGCCAGAUCCGGAAAUUCUCACGCUCGUGCUCGCUCCCCAGCCAUCUCGAUGGCCAAUUCGCCGUUUACCUUUGCAGAUCUUCAAAAGUCAUCGCCGCUUCAGUCUCCCGUUAGUCAGGACGAAGACAAGGAUGGUCUCUCACAAGUCCUUGCGGAUAGUGGCGCGCCAGCAGCGGCACAGCGACCCAGCAGGAUUCCUCAAGUGGAGCAACAACUGCUGCAAGAGACUCGGGAGGACGCGGAGCGGGACCUGGAAAACACUUCUCGGACCCGGUCCGCGGUCAAGGUUCACCCUGCAUCGACAUCCUCGACGUCGAUUACGACAUCCUCGACGUCGAUUACGACAACGUCGGCAACGCCAACAUCGCCUGCAUUCCCACCACAGCACUUUCAGUUUGUGGGACGACAAUCUGCACCCGAGAUAAUCUCACUCGCCAGCCCGAUGACAGGCAGUAUUGUUAUCGGGUCAGGGAACUCUUCAUCCAGCGAAGGAAAACUGAUGUCAAGCAGCUACACACCUGCGUACCACGAUCAUCACCUCCGGAGCAGCAGUGUCAACAGCAGUCCUGGAGGCAUUCAUUUGGUCCGCCGAUCGUUGGAUGGUCCUCGUCCUAGCUCAAGUCUUGGUUACUAUGGAUCUCAUGGCUCCAGUUAUGGGUCUAACCAGGCUUCGGAGUACUCUUCUGGAUCGGGUUUCCAUUCUCAGCAGGCCCGCCAGUCAUCUCCGCUUCUGAACUCGAUCCCUAGGCAGCAGCCCUCGUACUCCAACUCUUCGUACAAUGGCGGAGGCGGCUCUCAGUACCAUCAGCAGAUCAAGCAACAGCAAGGUCAGCACCAUCAGCGCCAGCACUCUGCAUCGGCAUCGACCUCUCAUAUCCCACCAAUGUCGUCUUCGUUCACCUACAACUCUGGAUCAGGCCACUUUCCUCGCGGAUUGGGUAUUCUGACACCCAGCACCAGCAGCGAGCUCGGACACGGUCACAGUCACGGCACCAAUGAGACCGGGUCAUCGAAGCACUCGGACAGGAGGAGCGACGGUAACAGCAGCAUCAACAAUGGUACACUCGCAUCAUCAGGUCGCCUGGACUCGCCUUGGCUCGCCCCCAGCCCUGCAACUACCAGGACGUCGUCGGCAUUGGGCCAGAGAGAGGGCGAGGCGUCAUGGAGCGAGGAGGGGUCUCCUCUACAGGGUGACAACCAAGGCGUUCACCCCUUUACCCACGAGAUUCCCAGGACAAGAGAGACCAGCGGUUCGCACUCAAAGAUGGAUAGUGGCAAGUACGUUGGCCAUCAGCAUCAGCGAAGCAGCAGUAGUACCAACAGUGGAGGAGUCACGGCGAUCUGCACCCCGAUCAUCAGCGCUACCUUGGCGACCGAACAUGUCAGCCACGGAACUGCUUUGGAUUUCGACAGAGACUUUUGUCUGGACACAGCGACGCUCUCGAGCGACAGUCGACGUGGGAGCACGACCAGCUUGAGGGCCGCGAAAUCCAAUGGCUUCCAACCGGAGCAGGUCAUCUUACCCUGGGGCAGCAGUGGUAACCAGAAUCUGUCGUCUAAUGCUGGAAAGGGAGGCAUAGUAGGAAGUGGAGGAAGCCGAUUGGGGGUGAUGACUGGCAGCUUUGUUGAUCUCCCUGCGGCCAUCAACUCGUCCUUGUCGUCAUCAUCUUCGACAGUGACUUCGGCGCGUCCAGUGGCCCCAUUUGCGCUUCGCACUGGAGGAGGAGGAGGAAGUAGCGGGACUGCAACACCGACCUUAUCGGGAUCCUUCUUGUUGGAGAGCAGCAGUAGCACGUUGAUGGGAGACUUUUUGAGCGAGUUGGCCAAAGUCGAGGACGGAGAUGUAUUGGUCGGCAACGGACGCAGUGGAUUCGUGAGCCGACGGUAA
Linnemannia hyalina is the source of this 6519-nucleotide messenger RNA. The record is from the annotation of a GenBank genome assembly. Lineage: Eukaryota; Fungi; Mortierellomycota; Mortierellomycetes; Mortierellales; Mortierellaceae.